Messenger RNA from Marmota flaviventris (yellow-bellied marmot), 4962 nucleotides. It is a transcript of the gene Ibtk, whose product is annotated as inhibitor of Bruton tyrosine kinase. Gene Ontology annotation, molecular function: protein tyrosine kinase inhibitor activity; protein kinase binding. Gene Ontology annotation, cellular component: nucleoplasm; cytoplasm. Gene Ontology annotation, biological process: negative regulation of protein phosphorylation. The record is from RefSeq and is a predicted model, not a curated record. NCBI's taxonomy places the organism in Eukaryota, Metazoa, Chordata, Mammalia, Rodentia, Sciuridae.
CAGCCCUCCUCCCGGUGCCCGUAGUCGCGGCUGUAGCUGCGGCCGCCUCCAGAGCCGACCGGGGUCUGGGGACCGGCACCUCCUGGCGCCGUUCAGUUUCUCCUACUGCCUUCACUGAGGAUGAGUUCCUGUGUUGCUGUGCGUCCACCCCGCGGAGACCACCGGCGCAGUUUCAUCUAGCGACUGGUCACCCUCGCAAUUAUGGAUAUUUAAAAGGAUCAGACAGUGUGGAGGGGGAGUUCCCCUCCUCACUCCCCCUUGGUGCUUGACUCUAGGAAUAAUUUAUAAACUGUGGAAUUUUUUUUAAAUGAAGAACUUGUAUUUGAUAUGAACUUUAUAGUUAUUUAUAACUUUUUCUGAUUUAAGUGCCAAAAAGAUUAUACAAAGAUACAUAUAGUUUUAUACUGUUGCCACGAGAAUUUAAACUAUAAUCCUAAAGGGGUCAUUUAUUUUCUUUCUUCUUGGAAAUCAUCUUCGUGUCCUGGCUUUUUCAUUUUUAAUAAUUAGUCUUCAGUGACUAUUCUGAACAAGUAAGCAGUGUAAAAACAAUUAGGAUGAAUUCUCCCAUUCCUGACUGCACGUCAAAAUGUCAGUCUCUGAAGCAUGCUUUGGAUGUCCUUUCUGUUGUAACAAAGGGGAGUGAAAAGCAGAUUAAGGCUUUUCUCUCCAGUCAUUGUUACAAUGCUACAACUAUCAAAGAUGCCUUUGGCAGGAAUGCUCUCCACCUUGUUUCUUCCUGUGGAAAGAAAGGAGUAUUAGAUUGGCUUAUUGAGAAAGGAGUGGAUCCACUGGUAAAAGACAAAGAGUCUGGCUGGACAGCAUUGCACAGAAGCAUUUUUUAUGGACAUAUUGAUUGUGUUUGGUCUCUCUUGAAGCAUGGUGUUAGUCUGUAUAUUCAAGAUAAAGAAGGCUUGUCAGCUUUGGAUCUUCUAAUGAAGGAUAGACCAACUCAUGUAGUAUUCAAGAAUACUGAUCCUACAGAUGUCUACACUUGGGGUGAUAAUACAAAUUUUACUCUGGGUCAUGGAAGCCAGAAUAGCAAAUAUCAUCCAGAGUUGGUGGAUCUGUUCUCUAGGAGUGGCAUUUACAUCAAGCAGGUGGUGCUUUGUAAAUUUCAUUCAGUGUUUCUGUCUCAGAAAGGGCAGGUUUAUACCUGUGGUCAUGGUCCUGGAGGGCGUUUAGGCCAUGGAGAUGAACAGACUUGCUUGGUUCCCAGGCUUGUGGAAGGACUGAGUGGUCAUAAUUGUUCCCAAGUGGCAGCUGCUAAUGAUCACACUGUUGUAUUAACUGAAGAUGGAUGUGUUUAUACAUUUGGUCUAAAUAUUUUUCAUCAAUUAGGAAUUGUUCCUCCACCUUCCAGUUGUAAUGUACCCAGACAGAUGCAGGCAAAAUAUCUUAAGGGAAGGACUAUCAUUGGUGUAGCAGCAGGCAGAUUUCAUACAGUGCUGUGGACUAGAGAAGCUGUUUAUACCAUGGGACUAAAUGGUGGACAACUAGGAUGUUUACUAGAUCCCAAUGGAGAAAAGUAUGUAACUGUUCCUCGUCAAGUCUCUGCCCUUCAUCAUAAGGAUAUCACUCUGUCUUUGGUUGCUGCAAGUGAUGGAGCUACAGUCUGUGUUACUACCAGGGGAGAUAUUUACCUACUUGCAGACUAUCAGUGCAAAAAGCUGGCGUCUAAACAACUAAACUUGAAAAAGGUUCUUGUGUCUGGGGGUUGUAUGGAAUAUAAGGUUGAUCCUGAACAUUUGAAAGAAAAUGGGGGUCAAAAAAUCUGCAUUCUUGCAAUGGAUGGAGCUGGAAGGGUAUUUUGCUGGAGAUCAGUCAAUAGUUCUCUGAAGCAGUGUCGAUGGGCCUAUCCACGCCAGGUCUUCAUUUCUGAUAUUGCUUUAAAUAGAAAUGAAAUUCUGUUUGUCACACAGGAUGGGGAAGGAUUUAGAGGGAAAUGGUUUGAAGAAAAAAGAAAGAGUUCUGAAAAGAAAGACGUUUUAUCAAACCUACAUAAUCCCUCAUCAGAUGGGUCUUAUGCUUCUGAUACAAAUAGUGUGUAUGAAAGAAUUCGACUUGAGAAACUUUCUUUUGCUCAUAGAGCUGUUAGUGUCAGCACAGACCCAAGUGGAUGCAACUUUGCAAUCCUGCAGUCAGAUCCUAAAACAAGCCUUUAUGAAAUUCCAGCUGUGUGCUCAUCAUCCUUUUCUGAAGAAUUUGGCAAACUGUUGAGGGAAGCAGAUGAAAUGGACAACAUUCACGAUGUAACAUUUCAAGUUGGCAACAGAAUCUUUCCUGCACAUAAAUAUAUUUUGGCAGUGCGUUCUGACUUUUUUCAGAAAUUGUUUCUUUCAGAUGGUACCACUUCAGAAUUUUCAGAUGUUUACCAGAAAGAUGAAGAUUCUGCAGGAUGCCCUCUCUUUGUGAUAGAGAAAGUUCAUCCUGAGUUGUUUGAGUACCUUUUACAAUUCAUAUAUACAGAAACUUGUGACUUUUUAACUCAUGGCUUCAAACCACGAAUACCCUUAAACAAAAAACCAGAAGAAUAUCAGGGUACUCUGAGUUCUCAUAUGAAUAAAAUGAAUUGCCAUGAAGAUGAUAAUCAGAAGACAGCAUUUGAAGUUUAUAAAAGUAAUCAAGCUCAUAGAAUUAGUGAAAGGCAGAAGAGCAAACCUAAAUCUAAAAAAGGAAAAAGUGCCGGGGAAGAUGAUCCUGUAAGAAUGUUGCAAAAUGUUGCAAAGAAAUUUGGCCUCAGUAAUCUGAGUAGUAGGUUAGAUGAAGUCAGAUUUGAAAAUGAAAAAAUUAAUGUUAUUGCUAAGAAAACUGGUAAUAAACUGAAACUGAAUCAGAAAAAAUGUUCAUUUCUGUGUGAUGUGACCAUGAAAUCAGUGGAUGGAAAGGAAUUUCCUUGUCAUAAAUGUGUUCUUUGUGCUAGACUUGAAUAUUUUCAUAGUAUGCUGAGCAGCUCGUGGAUUGAGGCUUCCAGUUGUGCAGCUCUGGAAAUGGCAAUACAUUCUGACAUACUGAAGAUUAUUUUGGACUACCUCUAUACUGAUGAAGCUGUGGUGAUAACAGAAUGUCAAAAUGUGGAUUUUAUUUGUAGUGUUCUUGUGGUAGCUGAUCAGCUUCUUAUAACUCGAUUGAAAGAGAUUUGUGAAGUAGCAUUAACUGAAAAACUUACCCUUAAGAAUGCUGCUAUGCUUCUGGAAUUUGCGGCAUUGUAUAAUGCUGAACAAUUGAAACUGUCUUGUUUACAGUUCAUAGGACUGAAUAUGGCAGCUUUACUAGAAGCAAGGUCUCUUGAUGUUUUAAGUGAUGAUGUUUUGAAGGAUCUUUCUGUAUUUUACAGAAAAAUGAUUCCCGCAAUGGAUAGACGAAUCAUUACACCUUAUCAAGAUGGACCAGAUAUUAGCUAUUUGGAAAUAGAAGAUGGAGAUAUCUUUUUGAAUGAAGAAAUAAAUAUGGAACAAAAUUACUCGGAAAUCAUGUUUAAAAAGGCAAAAACAAAAGCUAAAAAGAAGCCACGUAAGCGUUCAGAUAGUUCUGGAGGUUAUAACCUCUCAGACAUUAUUCAGAGUCCACCAUCUACAGGAUUAUUAAAGUCUGGUAAGACCAAUUCUGUGGAAUCUCUUCCAGAACUAUUGACAUCAGACUCUGAAGGAAGCUAUGCAGGUGUGGGUAGUCCUAGAGAUUUACAGUCCCCUGAUUUCACAAGAGGAUUUCAUUCAGAUAAGAUUGAGGUGAAAGUUAAACCUUAUGUUAAUGGUACAACUAAUACAUCUUCUAGGGAAGAUUUCAAACCAUGGGAAAAAUCAUCAAUACUUAAAGUAUCUACUCCACAGCCCAUUCCCAGUAACAGAAUUGAUGUAACAAGUUCUUCCAGCUGGGUUGCUGGCUCUUUCAGUCCUGUCAGCCCUCCUGUCGUGGAUCUCAGAACCAUCAUGGAAAUAGAAGAAAGUAGACAAAAAUGUGGAGCUACACCUAAGUCAAAUUUAGGCAAAAUGGUUUCUCCUGGAGUUAAACUUUCUCAGAAGCAACGAAAAAUGAUCGCAUUGACUACCAAAGAAAAUAAUUCAGGAAUGAGUAGCAUGGAAACAGUUUUAACCACUCCUUCCAAAGUCCCCAAACCAGUGAAUGUAUGGGCAUCUUCUCUACAUUCAGCUUCAUCCAAGUCAUUCCGGGAUUUCUUACUAGAAGAAAAAAAAUCUGUUACUGGUCAUAGUUUAGGAGAUCAUGUCAAAAAAGUUUGUUUUAAAGGAACUGAAAAUUCUCAGGCUCCAAAAGUUGUAAGAUGCUCUGUUCAUGGUACUGCAGGACCAGAAGGCAACCAUAUUUCAGAUUUACCUCUUUUAGACAGUCCCAAUCCCUGGCUAUCUUCUUCAUUGACUACUUCUUCCAUGGUAGCCCCAGUCACUUUUGCAUCUAUUGUAGAAGAAGAGCUACAACAGGAAGCAGCUCUUAUCAGAAGUCGAGAGAAACCCUUGGCUUUGAUUCAGAUUGAGGAGCGUGCAAUACAAGAUUUACUAGUUUUCUAUGAGGCAUUUGGCAACCCUGAUGAGUUUGUCAUUGUUGAAAGGACACCGCAGGGACCACUGGCAGUACCUAUGUGGAAUAAGCAUGGAUGCUAAUUCACUGUGGAGUUGAGAUGCAUUUUUCAUAAUUGUGAUUGCUAUUAACAACAUAAAGAUAUGCCAUGGAAAAGAGGUCUUAAAGAUUUGGUAGCCGAUCAUUCUAGACAGAAUAAGCAAUGAUCUAAUUUCUUCACUGAUAACAGUUUAUAAUGUUUGUAUGAUUUAAAAGAAAUUCACCAUAAUUGUGAUCCUAGAAAAUCUUGUGAGAAUAUUUCAGAGUAAAAACCUACUAAGUAAAGGUUAAAUAGGAUUGUUUCUUCUGAAUUAUCUUAUAAAUGAAAUUGUGAGUGAAGUGUAAAAUUUAAGAGUGAUUCAUUAAAAUAAAUUUUUCAUUUGAGAUAAAUAA